Camellia sinensis is the source of this 627-nucleotide messenger RNA. Lineage: Eukaryota; Viridiplantae; Streptophyta; Magnoliopsida; Ericales; Theaceae. The record is from RefSeq and is a predicted model, not a curated record.
AUGGGCUACAUCCCUCUUCUGCUGAUCUGGUUUGCUGCCUCAGCUGUUAGUGUUGUCCUGUUUUUGUUGUUAGGUAGUUUGAAUGCUCGGUGCUGCUACAGCUUAUUCAAGGUACGAUCUGAUAGGAGCAAUCAUGUUUUGAGGUUGAAGGCCGCGAUGGAACCACCAGGGCUGACUCAGGGGCUCACAAAUAGCAAACGAGAGAGCAUAAAUAGGAACUCAAAAUGGGAGAACUUGGAAUGCUAUGAAAAUCUUGCCAAGAGUCAAGCACUGAAGUUCAUGGUCAUUGGCUUGUGCAGGACUCUAGGGUUUGUCCCUCCUACCAUCCUAGGAUUUCAACCCGGAGAAGCCUUUGUAGUCCGCAAUGUGGCAAAUCGGUGCCCUCAUUUGAAGAAACAAUUGGCCAACUUCUUAUUGGCAACAAACUUUGAUGGAGAAAACAUUUUUGGUAAAGAUAAAAGUUUUCUACAGUUUGAAAAUAUACUAGUUCAAAAUUGGCCACAGCCUGCUUGUGCGACAGGUAUUCGUGCCGCUUAUAGCAGCAAAGAUUUGACUGUAAAUUCAAGCUUUCCAGUAGGGCUUAUCAGAAGAUUGGGUAGUUGUGGGAAGAAUGCAAAGGUUAAGCAC